Messenger RNA from Saccharomycopsis crataegensis, 1125 nucleotides. RefSeq lists its product as uncharacterized. Bases 1 to 1125 code for a protein of 374 amino acids. NCBI's taxonomy places the organism in Eukaryota, Fungi, Ascomycota, Saccharomycetes, Ascoideales, Saccharomycopsidaceae. The record is from RefSeq and is a predicted model, not a curated record. The transcript is spliced from 2 exons.
AUGUUGCUACAAGAUGCGCACUGUUUUUCAGGAAAAGAGAAGAUAACUGAAAGCAGUAGUGGUCAGAUAAGACGUUCGAAAGGUUCGAAAGGUUCCGUAUUUCAUGUAUCAACUUACAGAAAAAAUAUCAUCUACAAAUCCCUUCGUUACUGCUUUAUUGAAGGGCGUAAUGAUUUGAACCCGAUGAUAGAAACAUGGAUACCACAUCAUCCAAGAAUAGACUUUUCUGUUCGUGAAAUAGAUAAAGUAAAGUAUUUUACAAAUAUUGUUGAUAUCACUGUUAGAAGCCAACACGAAAUAGAAUUUCCUAUUGAAUUGAAACUUCCGUCAUUAGCACAACAUCUUCAGAGAAUUAAAGAAGGUUAUUUUUGCACAGGGGAAAAGACCAGUAAGGAAUUCUUCACAAACAUAAAACAUUUAGCCAACUUAUUAUCACAAGUCGUAUACCAGGCAAUAUCGGGACACUAUAUAGGCGGAGUGUCAACAGACACUCAAAGCUUCCUGCUAUUUUGUUUUGAUCUUUCAGAGCUUCAGAAAAACCAAGAGCUCCAGGGGAAAUUGCGAAAAUAUGAGCAAUCCAAGGACAAGCAGGAAACUGAGCGUUUAGCUCGUAAAAUCGAGAUUUUCAUUGAUAAUUAUUUGGAACGAUUUAUUACGAAUCAAGCCUUCAAAACUCCAGACACAAUUAAUAUUACCCAAAUUGACAUGAAAACAUUAUGUCUAACAAAUGACUCAAUGUCAGAAAAUGAUUUUUCUAUCACCUUGAAAUUGUUGGUGUUCAUUUAUAAGGUGAUGGUGAUGAACAUUGAGCAUCAAACAUUGAUAAGAUUCUUUCAUGACAAACUUCUUCAGAAGCUUCUAUUGGGCACUAGAGAGAAAUUGGAGAUAAUCAAGAAUGGCCAGAAAGUAAUAGUCCUAUUUUAUAAAUUUAUUUUCAAAGAAGAUCAACGAGCACGAAAAUUGUUCCAGACGGUAUGUCCAGACCUAGAAUUCUUGGAAAAGCAAAAAAGAGAUUUCAGCAAGGCAUGUAAGGUGUUUCAUUCCAAAAACUCUUGGAAAUAUGAGAAAUGCUUAAAAUUUAAGGAAAUCUACCACGCAGUUACAAUCACUAUGAAGUUUUGUUAA